AUGGCGGACAAUCAAGAAAAGGGGCAGAAGACGAAAUCGAAAACAAAAGCGACCCAAAAGGACGUUUGGGCUGAUGAAGGGAUUGACAUGUUGUUGGAUAUAUUUAGUUCUGAAACUAUCCAAAGCUCCUUAGAGGCUGCGAGGUCGCCAAAAGACAAAAACUCUAUUUAUCACGAGGUGAAAGUUCGACUUGAAAGCAAAGGUAAGCUAAGCUGUUCGAUCAUUCCAUUUUACAAUGUAAAAGACUAGACUAAGCUUAAAAGUAGCAUGGUUCUCACUUUCAGUAGCUUAUUAAAUGGAUAUUAUGACUGCUUCAUCUAACACGAGGUAAUUUGUUUUAUUGAUAUCAGGUAUCUAUAAGGAAGUAACUGCGAUUACUAAUAAGUUGAAAAAGCUCCGCUUGAAGUACAGGCAGGAAAAGGAUAAGUUGAAGAGAAGCGGUACUUCUCGACUGAAAAAG
Messenger RNA from Porites lobata, 460 nucleotides. Lineage: Eukaryota; Metazoa; Cnidaria; Anthozoa; Scleractinia; Poritidae. The record is from the annotation of a GenBank genome assembly.